AAUGGUGUUUUUGCUGUCACGCCAACUUCCGUCUCUAGCAAAUGUCUUUUCACUCAAAGCUUGUGGGAAACGUGGACGCGUUUCAUUGAGUUUUAUCAAAAAUAACAAUGUCCAACCAGAAGAGGAGAAAGACCAGGAAGCUCCGUGGUCACGUCAGCCACGGUCACGGUCGCAUUGGGAAGCACAGGAAGCAUCCGGGCGGUCGCGGUAACGCCGGUGGCAUGCACCACCACCGCAUCAACUUCGACAAGUACCAUCCCGGGUACUUCGGCAAGGUGGGCAUGCGAGUGUUCCACCUGCGACGCAACCACACUUACUGCCCAACUCUCAACCUGGACAAGUUGUGGACGCUGGUGAGCGAGAAGGUGCGCGAGGACUGCGCCAAGGAGGCCACCAAGGAGAACCCGAAGGUGCCCGUGGUGGAUCUGGUGAAGUUCGGCUACUACAAGCUCCUGGGCCGCGGGCAUCUGCCCAAGCAGCCCAUCAUUGUGAAGGCCAAGUUCUUCUCCGCCAAGGCGGAGCGCAAGAUCAAGGAAGCCGGAGGCGCUUGCAUUCUGCGUGCCUAAAUCAAUAAAUCAACCCACUUUCCACCCGGAAAA
Molecule: messenger RNA, 599 nt
Organism: Phlebotomus argentipes
Lineage: Eukaryota; Metazoa; Arthropoda; Insecta; Diptera; Psychodidae
Gene: RpL27A
Product: large ribosomal subunit protein uL15
Exons: 3
Coding region: 108-566 (152 amino acids)
Biological process (GO): translation
Cellular component (GO): ribosome; cytosolic large ribosomal subunit
Molecular function (GO): structural constituent of ribosome
Source: RefSeq, a predicted model, not a curated record